UUGACCUGUUCGGCUAACGAGACACAGCUGCUUAACACGGAAGUGUCCAACUUUAAACCAAUCAGACAAGAGAGUGGGUGUGGCUCCGACUGCGCUCGACACGAAACGUCGACUUAAUACAGAAACAACAAACAACAACAACAAACAACAACAAUGACAUGAAACCCUGACGACGAGGGAGCGAGUGUGAUGAGUGUUUCCAUGUGUGUGUGAUUGUGUGUCUAUAUGUGUGUGUGUUUCCAUAUGUGUGUGUGUUCGUGUGUGUGUACAGUACAAGUGUGAAAUUGUGUGUCCAUAUAUGUGUGUGAUUGUGUGUCGAUAUGUGUGUGUGUUGCCAUAUGUGUGUGUGUUCGUGUGUUUGUACAAGUGUGAAAUUGUGUGUCCAUAUAUGUGUGUGAUUGUGUGUCCAUAUGUGUGUGUGUUGCCAUAUGUGUGUGUGUUCGUGUGUGUGUACAAGUGUGAAAUUGUGUGUCCAUAUAUGUGUGUGAUUGUGUGUCCAUAUGUGUGUGUGUUGCCAUAUGUGUGUGUGUUCGUGUGUGUGUACAAGUGUGAAAUUGUGUGUCCAUAUAUGUGUUCUGUGUUUGUGUAUGUGUGUGUGUGUGUACUAGUGUGUGAAUGUGUUUGUGAUCGUGUGUCCAUGUGUGUGUGUGUGCUAGUGUGUGAAUGUGUGUGUAUCAGUGUCUGUGUGUGUACAAGUGUGUCCUAAGUGUGUUAUGUCUUUAUUAACCACACAACUGACUUUGAUUUGACUGAAGCUGUGAGUGAUGAUGUGACCAUAACAAAACUUAUAAAUCUUUUUAAAAAAGCUAUCACUUAAUAUAGUGAUACAAAAGGAUGGAAGAAUGUGUGUGAGGAAUAUAAAGGUUACACAAAAUAUCUAAAUAUUGAACAUUCAAUUCAAAGAUUUAUUUGCUUAUAACCAGAAUUUAACUUAAAAUGUUAAAAUGACUCCAAAGUAAAUCUCUACUUCUUCAACCUGCUCAGACAUUAACGCUCAAACGUUGCUGGAGUCACUUCUUCUGUCACAUGAGAGCGAGCGAGCGAGAGGGAGGAGCCAUGAAGCCGUCUGUGGUCGCCGUGUGAACACCAUGUUUUCUUUUCGACAUCAGAAAACUGUCAAAAUUGUUUUGCUUUUCAGCUUUUUUACAGAGUAAAUGACCAAACGAAUAUUUAACAGUAAAAAUCUUUGUUAAAGUUAUUGUUGCAGCUGCAGGUUGAAAAAUGAAAUAAUAAUAAUAUAAUAGUAGUGAUAGAAGUUUUCAGUCAGGAGGUCACGGCUCAAGUGAUGAAUUCCAACGAGGUGUGAAGCUGAUGCAUCACUUCCUGCUCGCUCAGGCCGUGUCAGAUAUAGGAACCGGUCCGGUCCGGUUUUGGUUGGAUUAAGUUUCACCCUCAUGUCAACAAACACACUCAGCGGAUCCUCCUCCGUCGUUCUGCUGCUCGACCAUGUGACGCUCAGUGAAGUGAAGACCAGGACCAAGGCUGAAGAAGCAACGGAACCUGGUUCCUAGUCUGCUUCCAUUCAUGUCCUAUCUGCGAACACGGAGGAGGUGUCAGAGCGAUGCCUGAAGGAUCCGUCCUCGUCUCGUCUGACGUCUCCAUGUCUGAAGAGUCGCCCCGCCUCUCUACCGCCUCUAUCAGCAGUAAUGAGCGGGCGCCAUCGACCACGCCCUCUGACUCGGACCUGCCUGUGUCGGACCCUCGCCCUGUGAGCCUGGUCUCCACGCUGUCCUCAGGAUCCAGAGACGACAGCCUCGCCCCGCCGCCGUCCAGCCACGCCUCCGACCACGACGUCAGCCCAGACCUGAGCCACGCAGGACACGGUGGCGAGGAGUCGAGGCCACGCCCACCCUGUCACAGUAAGGGGUGGAGCCUCGGCCUCACCCGGAACAACAACAACAAAGAGUUGACGGCGAGUCGGGCCUCAAGGGGCCGGCAGCAGCCGGCGCCGCUGAUGACCGGCAGCAUGACCCCGAACCCUGAGCUGAGCUACCUGGACCGGGUCGUCAUGGAGAUCAUCGAGACGGAGAGGACGUACGUCAGAGACCUGCGCAUGAUCGUAGAGGAUUACCUGGCUCACAUCAUCGACUGCUCUGGUCUGUCCAUUCGUCCCGAGCAGGUUUGCUCUCUGUUCGGAAACAUCGAGGACAUUUACGAGUUCAACAGCGAGCUGCUGCAGGCUCUUGACCUGUGUGACCACGACCCGGUGGCGGUCGCCCGCUGCUUCGUCAUGAAGAGCGAGUACUUUGAGAUCUACACUCAGUACUGCACCAACUACCCCAAUUCGGUGGCAGCGCUCACUGAUUGCAUGCGGAUUAAAUCUCUGGCAAAGUUUUUCCGGGAGCGUCAGGCGCAGCUGAAGCGUUCGCUGCCUUUGGGUUCUUACCUGCUCAAACCGGUUCAGAGGAUCCUCAAGUACCACCUGCUGCUCCAGGAGAUAGCGAAGCACUUUGACCCUGAGGAGGAGGGGUAUGAGGUGGUGGAGGAGGCGAUCUACACGAUGACGGGCGUGGCCUGGUACAUCAACGACAUGAAGAGGAAACACGAACAUGCCGUCCGGCUGCAGGAGGUUCAGUCUCUGCUGUUGAACUGGAAAGGUCCUGACCUCACCACGUACGGAGAACUGGUUCUGGAGGGAACCUUCAAAGUUCAUCGAGCCAAGAACGAGAGAACCCUGUUCCUGUUUGAUCGCGUGCUGCUAAUCACCAAACGCCGCGGAGAACACUACGUCUACAAAACGCACAUCUCAUGUUCCACUCUGAUGUUGAUCGAAAACGCCAAAGAUUCUCUGAGCUUCAGCGUCACUCAUUACAAACAUCCCAAGCAACCGCACACCGUCCAGGCGAAGACGGUGGAGGAGAAGAAGCUGUGGGCUCAUCACAUCAAACGCAUCAUCCUGGAGAACCAUCACGCCAUCAUCCCACAGAAGGCUAAAGACGCCAUCUUGGAAAUGGAUUCCAUCUAUCCUCCCAGAUAUCGCUACAGCCCCGAGCGGCGCAAGAAAGCUGCGUCCUCUCAGUGUGAAGACGGUUGCCGGGGACGACAACCGAACAAUCAGGUCCUGAAACCAGUCGUCAGAGACAUCUUUCAGGACAGCGGCGGCGACGUCUCAUCACUCGACUUGAACAAAGACAAAGAACGACUUCUUGAGAAAGGAGCUGAAGCCACGUCUGAGCAGCUGUCCACCGAUGAGCUGCUGCAGGAACAGACGUCAGAAUCUGGACCGACAGAAAACGCUGAACCAGACUUUCCGGAUCUGGAGCCUCCUGCGAUCUCAGUGUCUCCUCAAAGUUCAGAAGAACUGAAACCUGAAGGAGAUCCAGCCCCCACAGAGGAACCGCUGUCCGCCACGCCAGAUUCAGAUUCAAGAACCUUGAGCAGUGCGGAAUCAUCUGAAGAAGAGGAGGAUGACAAGAAGGCGUCAGAGAAAGAGGAUGAAGCCACAAGUAUUCUUCCAUCUUCUGUUCUGGACAAAGCCAGCUCCAUCGCUCAGCACUUCACCAACAGCAUCAAGCGAGGCAGUGCAACUCCAGACAAAGCCCGCUCCUUCGGCUUGGCUUCUCCACGGUCACCGAGCAGAACCAGCAGCAGAACCAGCAGCAGCCUCAGUGCAGAACCCACCGACCAACCGAGGCUCAGCAGCGUCUGUUCUGAUGCAACAGAUUUGACUCAGUUAUCUCCUCAGGACGACAGCCUUUUUGACGCCGAUAGAAGCAUUCAGCGGAGUCGGGACUCCAUCCUGUCCAAACAGGACCAGCUGCUCAUUGGCAAAAUCAAGAGUUACUAUGAAUAUGCAGAGAGCCAGGACGCCACCUUCAGCCUCCAGCGCAGAGAGAGUCUGACCUACAUCCCAACUGGGCUUGUCAGGAGCUCGGUCAGCCGCCUUGACAGCGUCCCGAAGGAUAACCAGGUCCAGACCAAUCCCUCCCCCCUGACCACAUGCUCCGGUCUGGAGCCCUCGUCAGUGGAGCUACAGUCCACCUCACCAGCAGACACCAGCAGUCGCUUGGUUUCCAGUGACUCUUUAGACUCUUUCAAGUCUGAUCAGAGAAGCUCAGAUCCAGGAGAUUCAGAAGAAAGCCUCAGAUAUCAGAGCCUGCAGAAGAAUCCAUCUGAGGGUGAGGAGUUCAGACCCUCCUCUGAAAUGAUCAAGAUCUGGAAGGCGAUGGAGCAAGAGAUCAGCAGAUCCCACAGCGAAGCUCCGAGAACCUCCAGAGCAACCGAGGCUGUGACAAAGAUCCCGAACACCUGUGAGCGAGAGAGUGGAGUGUCUGACCUCCGCACCAUCCCAGAAGAACUGACCAGCCCUUCAACCCCCAAGCAAAAACCCUCCGACGUGACAUGUACAGGAAGUCUGAAGGUCUUUAGGGAAGAGGCUGUCGUCCUCAGGGCUCCAGGUCUGCGAGUCACUCAACUGAGGGACUCAAGCAAAGACACGGACAACAUGAAGAGCAAAGUCCAGCACCUGGCUCGCCAGUACAGCCAGCGAAUCAAAACCACCAAGCCCGAGUUGCGCCAGCCAAGCCAGGGCGUCUCGAUCAGUAAGAAGAGUUUGCCCUGCGUGCUGGAGGAGACGGAGGGUUCAGGUAAAUCAGACCUGACCCUGGCGCUGGUUUCUCAGCUUAAGGCUUCUUCUGUAGAGCUGAGCCCCACCGACCAGAUCCAGCCUCCGACCUCCAUCCUCACCUCCAGCUCCGGUAUGGCCUCCAUGGGUCCAGCUCCCUCCAGCAGCCCCCUGACUCCUCCCAUCGAGGGCUUUAACUGGCCUGACGUCCGAGAGCUCCGCUCCAAAUACUCUGACCAGAAGAGUCCCGUAGGCCGGAGUCACUCCACCACAGAGCAGAUGUUUGACGGGGGUGUGAGGAGACGCUCCAGCUGCUCCUCCAGUCCCUUCUUCGCCGAAGGAGCUUCUGGCGAGGGUCGUUCAUACAGGACUCGCCGCAGCCAGGACGCCAGACGGCGAGAACGCAGCAAACGGCUUCACCGAGCCAAAUCGCUCGACCCUCAACUGAGCGGACUUCAAAUGUCUGAGCUUCAGAACCUGAACGACCAGGAGAACGAAGCCGAGUACGACGGUUACUUUGUCGCAGCUGAGACCACGUUACCCAACGACUCCGAACACAAGAUCACUGUCAUGGAGAAACUUCCAGAGCCUGAGUCCCAAGAGACGGCCUCCAUAUCCAAAGAAGAAGAAGAAGAAAAUUACGUUCAGAUCCGUUCACCAACCAGCAGGGAGAAGAUCUCCAUCAUGGCCGUGAUCGACCGCUGCCGAGCCUAUCAGGAAUCAGACGAAUACAAACAGAGAGACGAGGCUAAAAGUAAAACUCUGAAGCCUCAAGAGCUCGACAAGUCUUUGACCAAUCAGGACGAAGAGUCCAAGACAACAAACGCAGGACAGAAGACGGAAGUUGGACAUCAGAGCAUCGUGAAGAACCUGAGAGAAAAGUUCCAGAGUCUGAGCUGAAGAACAUUUUUAUAAUAGAGACGUUGAAUCAGCGAGGAACCCAAAGAACGUUUGUGUUUAAUUCUUGUACUAGUGAACAGAUGAUGACAUGACUUUAUUAUUAUUAUUAUGAAUUAGAAAACCAUGAGAUCGUGAUCAUUAUAACUCAAACUAAUUUGCCCCAAAAAUCUCUGGUGCUGUAAACACAACAGAUUGUUUGUUUUGUUGAAUGUUUAGAAACAUGUAAGAUAGAAAACGUCUUCAAUCAGGAAUGCUGCUGGAUGUUUUGUGUAUUUUCCUCUUCACACACAUUAAGAAUCAUCACUACACUGUAAAAGCUUCAUAUGUGACAGUUACAGAUGUUUUUUUACUGUAAAAAAAUUAAGCUAAAAAAUAACCACUACAUUUCCACGUCACUUUGUUCAGUCACACGUCUGAAGCAUCACAGAUGUGAUGUUCCCUCAGUGCGUCAGGACAGCUUAGCUUAGCUUAGCUUAGCUUAGCUUAGCUUAGCUUAGCUUAGCUUAGCUUAGCUUAGCUUAGCACGAAGUCGACGCAGGAGCAAAGCUUCAGGUGUGUUUGUGUGACAUCACGUCAGAUUUUUAUUCAACAUACAUAAAUUCACACGUUCAUUUUCCUUGAACGUUUCCUUGUUUUUCUUUUUGAUGAAACUUUAUGUAAAAACACAAACUGUCUGAGGUUCGACGAACAGAGAAAACCUGCUUCAUCAAGAGAGCAAUGAAAAUAACAAUCAAUAAUCAUUUAACUGUUUUUUAAAAUAACUUAACUUCUCUUAGCAGAUUUUAUAAGUAAGAAUUAUUUUCUUCUUGAGAAAAUCAUAAAAAUCUACCUGGAUGUUUGAGUAUUAAUGAUGAUUGAGUUUAUUUCUGUUUUGGUUUGUUUGUAUUUCAAUAAUUGAAUGACUCUGUGGUUUAUUGAUUUCCUGAUAAACAGCUGAUGUCCUCCAUACACACUAAUGACUUGUUUGAUUUCGUUGCUCAAAGGCACACUGGCAUAUCAGAUUGAAUUUGUGACUUUCAACGUCCAGUUUACUUCACAUGAUUUAAACACAAAAACACAGCGUUGUUCAGUGUGUGUGAGACCUCAGAGAACAUGUGUUUGAUUCUAUAUUAAAACCUGGUAAACACA
Molecule: messenger RNA, 6592 nt
Organism: Limanda limanda (common dab)
Lineage: Eukaryota; Metazoa; Chordata; Actinopteri; Pleuronectiformes; Pleuronectidae
Product: pleckstrin homology domain-containing family G member 3-like
Exons: 18
Coding region: 1562-5464 (1300 amino acids)
Molecular function (GO): guanyl-nucleotide exchange factor activity
Source: RefSeq, a predicted model, not a curated record